Austrofundulus limnaeus is the source of this 1322-nucleotide messenger RNA. RefSeq names its product laminin subunit alpha-5. Gene Ontology annotation, biological process: animal organ morphogenesis; tissue development. Lineage: Eukaryota; Metazoa; Chordata; Actinopteri; Cyprinodontiformes; Rivulidae. The record is from RefSeq and is a predicted model, not a curated record.
UGCUCUGCCUCAUAUUGUUCUCUCUCGCUCAAUUUAUGCGAUUUAAUCAGCAAAUUACAAACAAAUAAAACUUUUCAAUAUUUUACUGUCAUGUACUUGUAUCCCAAUGUAAGCAGCAUGUUUUAUUUAUUUAUUUUUGUCUGUGCACCACCUGUGUAAAAUGUCCCAGUCCAUUAAAUCAAGUGCACCAAUCCCCACUGUGUUUUAGAAGUAGACGCGCAUGUGCGCUGUAUCAAGUCUYCUGUCAUAAGUUCUGAACCRGACCGGACCGCACUGCCUCACCCCAUCACUCUGGGCUCUGGUGUGUGUUUGAAAUGUGCCGACUCAACUUGGGCAGGAGCGACAACCAGGAAACAGGGUAAUGGGAGGGACAAACCCACUACUCUUGUGUUCCGCUUCAACAGGAGCAGAGUGAAGCAUGUCAUUCGGAAAGAAAGACCCGCGACUCACAGAAUUUAGCCCAAAGUCGCUUAUAAUAAGCGGACCAGGAAACACUGCUUGAGAGAUUCAUCUCAAGUGAAGGUUAUCUUUCUUUAACACUUCUGAAAGGUGGCUAUUGCCUUUAAUAAGGUUGUUGUGUACCUUUUUGUGUUUUCAGUAACACUUUUCUGCUUUUCUCAACAAGCUAAAAACAUGAACACGGUGUUGAAACCCCUGUUUGGUGCUAAUCCUGUCCCACAGGUGCGCCCCUGGUUUCUACGGCAACCCCAUGGUUGUUGGCAGCAGGUGCCAGCCCUGCAGGUGCAACGACAACACGGACCCCAACAUGCUGUUCACCGACUGCCACCCCCUGACCGGAGAGUGCCUCAGCUGCAUGCACAACACCGCCGGACUGCACUGCCACGUCUGCGCUCCGGGGUACUAUGGAGACGCCAUCGGGGCCAAAAACUGCACCAAAUGCAACUGUUCUUCCUGCGGGACAGAAUCAUGCGACCCUCACACGGGGCAGUGUCACUGUAAACCUGGAGUCACAGGACCGCGCUGCGAACAGUGUCAGGUGGGCAUGUUUGGCUUUAGCUCAUGUUCUGGCUGCCGUCAGUGUGAAUGUGAUGCUUCAGCUGCACUUGUGCAGCCUUGUGAGUCUCAGAGCGGUCAGUGUGCCUGCCAGCCUGGAGUCACCGGCCCGACAUGCAGACAGUGUGCUCCCGGGUACUGGGACUAUGGACCCGACGGCUGCAAGAAAUGUGAUUGCAGAGGAGGUCACUGUGACCCCCGAACAGGAGACUGUCGCUGUCCUGAUGGGAUGACAGGAAAACAGUGUGACAUCUGCACUCAACAACACACUGUUCCUGUGGAGACCAAGCAUGGUGUGCACUGUGAAA